UAGUCUUACAGAAGUUACAGAGACAAGUGAUGUUUUCAGAUCUAACUACUUUAUGCCAAGUCAAUUAUAUGCGAAAUGGUAGUUUUGUCCUACAGGUCUUACAACAAAAACAUUCCAUGUGCGCUUCCAAUAAUGCAGUAAGAAUGAGAAAGUUAUUUUCACAAUAUAUUUUUUAAAUAUGUCAUUUUGAUGAUCAAAGAUAAGUUUUAAGGGAUAAAGUAUUUAAUUUUAUAUUUAUUUUACCCCUUUUGUGUUGUUUUAGCCUACUACUUAGACAAUUAUUUAAGGUAUAAAACAUUGUUAUUUAGCUACAAUAGCUACACAGCGUGGUUUUUAAUCAUAUUUUAAGGGGACAGCCCUCAGAUAGGCGAAUAUGGGUAAUAAUAAUGAUUUAUCUUGCUUCGCUUUCAAUCACGUGUUCUUUCUGAGACUAGUGUUUUGGCAAAGAGCCGGUCUGACGUCAAGGCUUCGACUCACAUAGCAGCAGACAGGUCCCUUAAACCCGCCCACACUCAAAACACGAAGCAGUCCCUUUUCUCACUUUCUCCGUGGUUUUCGAGUCUUCGACAAGCUGGGGCGAAGCACAUGAGCGUCAAGCAAACUGGAAAUGUAACGCAUUUGACUGCAGUCGUGCAGACGUUCAGUUUCGGACCAUGUACGCACGGAUGGAGCGCUUCCAUCACACAGACGUCGGGCAGAUUUGAAAGGCAUCGGCCGAGAUGCACCGUGGCUGCUGUUACCAAGCGCCGAUCUAUAGUGAUACCGGCCGGGAUUUAUCAUGGUUUUCAGACGGUCUUCUCGGAGAAUGCGGUGGUUGCGAUGUUAUCGGAUGGGGCCCAUAUGGAAAGCACUCCUGGUAUUUGUUCUCAUUGCUUUUGCCGGACAACUUCUGGGAGUCAUCUUCAACAAGAGCUGGAUGCAGACAGAGAGACCUCACUCCCUCUACUAUCUUCCCUCUGAGAAUUCCCAAGGGGAGUCUCUGGGGUCUUGUCAGCCCAGCAUCCACAUCAUGUUCCUGAAGACUCACAAGACCGCAAGCAGCACAGUUCUCAACUUGCUCUAUCGCUUUGGAGAGGAGCGGGGCCUUAAAUUUGCCCUGCCCAUGGGGUAUCAGUUUGGCUACCCACUGCCCUUUAUUGCCCUGAGGGUGAAAGGAUACAGAGGAUCUCACCUGGCAGAAUUUGACAUUAUGGGAAAUCAUAUGCGGUUCAACAAACCAGAGGUUGAGAAGGUCAUGCCAGCUGACACCUUCUAUUUCUCCAUCCUCCGAGACCCUGUUGCGCUAGCCGAAUCCUCCUAUGCCUACUAUAAAAAUGUUGCCCCUGCCUUCAGGCGUGUCAAAGGACUGGGUGAAUUUGCAGACAACCCCUAUAAGUACUACGACCCCAGACUUCGAAACAACCAUUAUGCCCACAACCUGAUGUGGUUUGAUUUUGGUCUGGAUCAUACCUCCAACUUCAGCUUUGCGCUGGUCAAGCGCGGUGUGGCAGCAGUGCGUCAGAACUUCAAGCUCAUCCUUAUCUCAGAGUAUUUCGACCAAUCUAUGGUGCUGCUCCGCCAUGCUCUGUGCUGGCCGUUAGAUGCUGUGGUUUCCUUUAGCCUGAACGCCAGGCAGCAGAUGCCCCGUGGAAGAUCAGGAUGGGUGGGCAAGGCUGCAGCUCCAGCUCCUUUGGCAUUAACAGACAAGCAAAGAUCGAAAUUACGUGAAUGGAAUGCACUAGACUGGCACCUUUACCAAGCUUUUAAUCUCACUUUCUGGCAGGAAGUCGAGCGAUUCGGGCGCAGUCGAAUGGAGUCUGAGGUGGCCUUGCUGAGGACCAAACGGGAGGUUCUCACUCGCAUCUGUUUGCGUGAUGGGGGCCGCCUCGUAGAGGCCAGUCGCAUCCGUGACAAGACCAUCCGCCCUUUCCAGAGUGGAUUAGUGAAGAUCUUGGGUUACGAGUUGCAGUCGGGACUAGAUAAUGCCACGUGGGAAGCUUGCCUACGCAUGAUCAGGCCUGAGAUACAAUACAAAGACUUGCUGGAUCUUCGGCAGUUCCCCCGAGCCCAGCAACCCCCAGCCGCUGGAGGGCUUCCAGUAAAGAGAGAGUCCUCAGUACUCAGGACUGAAGACCAUGGGGGAAAGAGGUUGGUGGAAAAGGACUGGGAUGGGACCAUUCUGUUUCGGAAUCUAACAUUGGGUCAGGUUGAUUCAAAAGUAAGACUUAGAUAGUGAGCUAGUUGCACCUUUUUGCCUCAAGGUCAGUAGUUCUGACCCAUUUUGGCUCCACAGGCCUCUGUGCUGCACUACUAGAGGAGAAGGGAUAUCCAAGACAUACAACACACCACUUUGUCAUUGACUUUUCCUUCCUCCAUCUUGCCCAUCUACAUUCUAUUUUAUAGAAAACAACAUUUGUUGAAUGUUCAGCAUUUGUUGAAUGUGCAAAGUGGUUUGUGAUUAGAUGGCAGUGGCUAGAAUGAUAUAAUGGUACAAACAUGCCAGAUGAUGGCUAAAUGCACAAGCUCGCUGUCGGUGAGUUUGUUAUUGGGAAGAAGUGAGAAAAUGCUGUUUCCCUGUCUGUGAAGAGCCAUGGUAUAGUACAAAAAAAACAUAGCCGUGCAUGUAGUUGCAUUGUUUCAAACAUGCUGCCAAAACCCCACUUUCAAACAGAUACGUUACAGGUACGUUAGUGUUCAAAAGUUUGGAGUCAAUAAGAUUAUUUUUGAAUUUAAUACUUUCAUUGAGCAUGCAUUAAAUUGAUCAGAAGUAACAGUAAAGGCAUUCAUUAUGAUUUAAAAAAAAAUCGAAUACAUUUUGUUCUUUUGAACUACAAGAAACAAUUAUAUUAAAUUGUAAUAAUAUUUCACAUUACUGUAUUUUUAUAAAAUAAAUGAAUCAUUUGUGAACAUAAGACACUUCUUUUGAAAAUGUUAAAAAAGUGUUACCAACCCCCAAAUUCUAUGUAUGCUUGAGCAUCCAAGGAAAUAACAAUGUGGUAAUGGAAGUGUAUUUGAAUUUGAUUAUAGUACACCAUGGAAAUCCAUUCGCUACCAUGAUUCCACAAAAGUGCAAUCACAGACGAUUCAUUGUCUGGAUCACGAGAUUCAAACAGUGGUACUUUUCAGAGUUGCUGGAAUUUUAUUUUAAAUCCGUUUAUAUGGGUAAUUGUUCAACAGGAAUUUUUAUUUCUUUCUUUUCUUUUUUAGAAGGGAUGGGUUGAUUUCUAUGCCACACACAUUUUUCAGUGACACAGUAUAAGCUAAUACGCUCUCAUGGUUCUGUGAGAACAACAUCUCCAGUUUUUAAUACUGUGAAAUAAUAUGACCUUUCAUCAAGUGAUUGGCCAUUGCGCUUCCUGUAACAGUCUGUUUACCUAUCGAUAGCUACUUGCUAGAGGUUGAUAUUUUAGCUUUUUAUUUUGAUGUUUUCAAUUUAAAAAAAAAAUCAUAGAUGGUGAAUGUUCACUGGCAUGGUCAAUGCUGUUAUUUCUGAGGCCUGUCAUAAACAUUUUAAAGAUCAGAACACCUGAAAUUCCAAAACUCAAUGGUUAUUAUGCCUUACAAUUCAUACCUUUGUGAAGCAGUGCUUUAAUAUCAAAGUUUGCUGUAUUUAUUAUGCUUUUGUAUACAUUUCUCUGUGUAUCUACAGCAUUUAUAUUCUCAAACUACUACAAACUGUUUUUUUCUCUUAUUGCGUGUGCUGAGAAAAUGUACUGUAGAAAUUUGACUUGAAUGCACUGUGCAAAUUGCCCCAUGUUACGGACAGCCAGCUUUUUUUAUGUAGAUUUCAAUGCACAGAGUAAGACGACAUCUAACAUUACCAGUGAUUUUAUUUCCUCUGUUUUAAGUAAGACGAUAUUGAAAUGAAGAAAACACUAGUAUGGUCACUGUUGUUUACCUAUUCAUGUGCAUAAUUUAAUGUAGAGUUAGGAUUUAUAUGCAUGGAUUUAGUUAGCAAUCAUUUCCUUGUAUUAUUGAUAAACAACUGCAUAACAUGCAUUUUAAUACCCCAUUCCAUUCUAGUUUGGACUGUAUUAUUGCCAAUUAAUUAGUCUUUAUCUUUGAUUUAUCUUUCCUUUCCCAGUAGCUUUCAUGGUUGCAGCUCACAUUAGUUUUUUUUUCAGUGAAUAUGGAGUAAAAGAACACGCAUUUAACUGAUUAUAUUUCACAAAAAAGACUCCAUUUGAAAGACCGUGAUUCGUUUUUAUCAUAUAUGUUUUUCUUUAGAAACGUUGGUGGAGAAUUUAAUGUUUCUUCCAUUAAAAAGAAAAGAGUAAUGCUAUUACUGUGAAUCAUGUUUGCAGAAAUCCACACUAAAUUAAGUGUGAUUAAUUUAAGCAAUGAUUUUCUGUUCAGCUUGAGAUGUAGAACUUUUACACUCGCUCACCUCGUUUUAGAGAAAACUGUAAUGAGUCUGGCAAUAUUGUGCUGUAAUACCUGCGUGUUAUACGAAUCAGUGUCUCCGUGACUCUUUAGGUAGAUUAACUAUGGUACUGUAAUUUAAAAAUAAACCAAAGAGGUACAGAUGUUUCUGUGCUUGGAAACUUGAUAUAUCAGAAAUUGGCACAGUUUUUCAUUACAUUCAUUGACCAGAAAAUUGAAUCAGAAGGAGUGCAAACGGGCAAAUUCAGCCUAGGGUCUGUGUCAACUAUCAUCUCAUAAGAAAAAAAAAA
Molecule: messenger RNA, 4652 nt
Organism: Carassius auratus (goldfish)
Lineage: Eukaryota; Metazoa; Chordata; Actinopteri; Cypriniformes; Cyprinidae
Product: galactose-3-O-sulfotransferase 2-like
Exons: 4
Coding region: 779-2212 (477 amino acids)
Biological process (GO): glycolipid biosynthetic process
Cellular component (GO): membrane
Molecular function (GO): galactosylceramide sulfotransferase activity
Source: RefSeq, a predicted model, not a curated record